Molecule: messenger RNA, 375 nt
Organism: Echinops telfairi (small Madagascar hedgehog)
Lineage: Eukaryota; Metazoa; Chordata; Mammalia; Afrosoricida; Tenrecidae
Gene: KNCN
Product: kinocilin
Exons: 5
Coding region: 1-375 (124 amino acids)
Cellular component (GO): cuticular plate; neuronal cell body; kinocilium
Source: RefSeq, a predicted model, not a curated record
AUGGACAUCCCCAGCAGCAGCAGAGACUUCCGCUGCCUGCAGCUGGGCUGCGUGGCCCUCGGCCUGGUGGCUGGCAGCAUCAUCGUUGGCGUCUCCAUGUCCAAGGCCGCGGCGGCCAUGGGCGGUGUUUUCAUCGGCGCAGCUGGUCUGGGGCUCCUCCUCUUCGCCUAUCCCUUUCUGAAGGCUCGCUUCAACCUGGACCACAUCCUGUCAACGAUUGGGAACCCGAGAAUCCAGCCCCAUUCGGGGCCAGACCACGGGGAGGGAGGAUCCAGCGCCAGUGGCAACAAGGAGGGAACCCGUAGCAGCCUGUCCACCGUGAGCAGGACCUUGGAGAAGCUGAAGCCCGGGGGCCGGGGCACUGAGGAGGGCUGA